UCCUCCUCCUCCUCCUCCUCCUCCCUCCUCGCUCCUUCCUCCUCCCGCCUCCCUCCUCCGGGCGCAGGUGGUGUGCUCAGGCACAGUGCGCCACCCGCCCAGGCUCGGCCAUGAUGAAGCGGGCGCGCACAUCGCGACGCCGUGUGUCGCAUCAGCCUCCCUCCCCACUCCCCUCCGUGAAGAGCAGCAGCCUCUUCCCACUCACCUGCCCGUGCCAUGCUGGCCACAGCGUCGGAGUGGGGAAGGUGCCAAUCUUGCCGGGCGGAGGGUCAGAGCCGAUGCCGCCAGCCCCCCUCUCGCUCUCGGCGAACGUCGGCUCGACGCCUUCUUGCGCCGUCGCGCUAACCUCCCCACCUCCCCCCUCCCUCUUUGGCCACUGCGGGAAGCGGUUGAGCUUGAUUGACAUGUUGUUCAGGCUGUCGCGUGUCGUGGCGAAGCCCGCUCCAGGCUCCUCAAACCGCCCAGCGUUUUUUUAGUUGUUUACCCUCAAUCGCCUGGUCGCCCCCCCCCUUUUUGGGGCACGCAGCAGCCGACCGACAUCCUCCCGCCCAGGAUGCGCGCCGUGGCGAACCGGUACGUGGACACGGACGAUGAGGAGCAGCAGGAGCCGCGGGUGGCCUCUCUGGGCCAGCCGCCUCGGUCAGAGCGCUCCUCGAGGGUCCGUGUAACUAGGCGGUGCUGCGCAGGCCCGCGGCACCUCGGCGCCGUGCUUCUCUCAGCCAGGCUCGCAGAGGCGCCGUUCCCACACCGCAGACUUCAUGCAGCAGGUACCCUUGGGCUCCUUGUCUGUUUUCUGUGUCAGCAUCGUUGCCCAGAUGCCGACCAGCAUCUUGUGCUUGCAUGAGCAGGUUGUUGCCAGAGAGGGGCGAGCGAGCCUUUCCGUUCCGCAGGGUCUCAUCCCAUGUCGCUCCAUGGACCUGAACAACGACCCACGCUUCUUCAAUGACAACGUUCUGGACAAGAGGCUGGCCGCCUUCACGGCCCUGUCCGUGGUGUCGUCCAUCAUGGUUGGCGCCGCUUGCGACAAUUUCAUACCCUUCGAGGAGGAUAAGCUCAGGUUCGACUCCAAUAUGGCUGUUUUCAGAAGCUGUGUGGCGCUCGUCGGCUUCUUCCUGAUGUGUGUAGUGUUCUUAUUGAACGUUGUGGCCACAAUGGUUUUCGGCGUGCAGUUUUACUACGUGUACCGGCUUAUGACAGCUGGCCAGGUUGGUUUCGAGAGCGCCAAGACAUGUCUUCUUUUCGAAUUGGCACAGGGAAGCCUCACACGAGUAUGCAACCUUGCCUUCAGAGGUAAUGUUUGUUGAAUUGUGUUCCGCCCUGGUGGCAUUGCAAGCUCAUGAUUGACCAGGGGAGUGCAACACUGGCACCGCACCUGCUCCUCUUCCUUGUGCUCCCGCGGGCCUCCCUCCUGCCGCGUGCUGUCCCGUCGAAGCGUGCGCUCCGGGCGCUUCUGCUUGGUGCCUCGAGCUCCCUGUACGCACACUCUCGGAGGGUGAUAGCGGGGGCACGUUCCGCGGCCGGUGCUCUGGCCUCACCGCUCAGGUCUGCGAUCUUUAUCCGGCUUCGGGCA
This is a messenger RNA of Prorocentrum cordatum, 1570 nucleotides long. Lineage: Eukaryota; Dinophyceae; Prorocentrales; Prorocentraceae. The record is from the annotation of a GenBank genome assembly.